Messenger RNA from Gryllus bimaculatus (two-spotted cricket), 282 nucleotides. Lineage: Eukaryota; Metazoa; Arthropoda; Insecta; Orthoptera; Gryllidae. The record is from the annotation of a GenBank genome assembly.
AUGGCGGUGAGCCUGACCAUGUUGGCCGGGCAGCUGGGCACCGUGCUGGGCAACGUGGCUUUCCCGCUGCUGCUGGAGCUGGACUGCGAGCUGGUGUUCUUCCUCCUGGGCGGCAUUGCUCUGGGUACAGCCCUCGGCCUUCACGGCUCCCUUUCUCUUUCUCUUUCACACGCCCGUUAUACGUUGUGCCGGUUUGUGUCUGCUACUCCCUGCCUCGGAGAAGGCAGAUUCGUCGUGAAACCACAUUACUCUUGCGCUGCGUUGAAACGAGGACGAAUAUAG